Molecule: messenger RNA, 1389 nt
Organism: Colletotrichum navitas
Lineage: Eukaryota; Fungi; Ascomycota; Sordariomycetes; Glomerellales; Glomerellaceae
Product: putative aldolase
Exons: 2
Coding region: 210-1082 (290 amino acids)
Cellular component (GO): cytoskeleton
Molecular function (GO): actin filament binding
Source: RefSeq, a predicted model, not a curated record
GGAUCGCAGCGAUGUCGGAAGCUCCGAAAGCGUUAUAGACAUGAAUCAUGAUUGCGAAGAAGAUAUCUAGCCAGCCAUGAGACCUGUCCGAUGGCAAAUGGUCAACAUUAUCUCCCACCAGUUUAGAGUACUCAUACCAACUCAGUAACCAAAAUCGGGUUUUCCAAGACGCAUCUAAAGGAGUAUACAGACCAAAGAAACGCAACGCAAUGGCUCCCUCGGCAGUAGCAGAUGUACUACCUACUUCAUCAACACCGGUGCCUAUCCAUACCGAGACCAAAGAUGUCGACGCAAUGUCAGCGAUGGCUCACCGAGGCAAAGCCCUCCCGUCGAUCCCGAAAUUUGCCUCUCAUGCUGAGACGCGCCAGUGGCAGCUGGAACACAUGGCAGGGGCCUUCCGUGUCUUCGCGAGUGAGGGAUACGCAGAGGGUAUCUCAGGCCACAUCAGUGUGAGAGAUCCCGAGUACGAAGACCGAUUUUGGAUCAAUCCAUUGGGCGUCCAUUUUGGGAUGCUCAAGGCGAGCGACAUGAUAUGUGUCGACCUGAAUGGCGAAGUUGUCGGCGGCAACACCGCUGGCUCGAUCAACGCUGCUGGAUUCCAGAUCCACAGCGCGGUGCAUCGUGCCCGGCCCGACGUUCAUGCCAUCUGUCAUACGCACUCUGUUUGUGGGAAGGCAUGGUCGGCCUUCUCAAAGCCCCUUGAGAUGCUGAACCAAGACGUUUGCUACUUUUACAAUGCGCAUUCGGUCUACGCCGAUUAUGGUGGUAUUGCCAACGAAGCCUCCGAGGGCGAGAGGAUUGCCGCCAGUCUGGGAACAGGAAAAGCUGCGAUAUUGCUCAACCACGGGCUUUUGACUGUGGGUCAUACGGUGGAUGAGGCAGCGUACCUUUUCUGUUUGAUGGAGAGGAGUUGCAAAGUACAGCUCGCAGUCGAGGCUGCCGGACUCGAGAAGCACUUCGUUUCCGACGAGGAAGCAGCGUAUAAUUUUAGGAUGGCAAGCACUCCGGAGACGCUGUAUUGUGAAUUCCAGCCACAUCUGAAGUACGAAGAAUACAAGUGCCGAGGGGACUACAAGGCCUAAGUUCAGAAAGCCCAACUGGGACUGUUGACCUUUUGCCGGUAGCCCAGGAUAAAAUACCCAAUUAUCACAACAGUGAUCAGCUUUUGAAACUCCUCUAUAAAGCCCUAGAAAGCCCCUUGCGAUUAAAACUUGUUAUUGACUCUUAUAUGAUAUCUAUCAUGAGCUUUGCAGCUUCAAUUUUGCCGUAUAUGCAACUAUCUGUAGUUAGUGUGUCUUUAUCGGCUCGAGCAUGUUAAGCAAGACAACCGGACGGUCCUCAGUGGCAAUCAAGCGCUCCGAAGCUGACACUAAGUGUCCUUCUGGUCAG